This is a messenger RNA of Lycium ferocissimum, 968 nucleotides long. Its product is annotated as cytochrome b6-f complex iron-sulfur subunit, chloroplastic. Lineage: Eukaryota; Viridiplantae; Streptophyta; Magnoliopsida; Solanales; Solanaceae. The transcript has 5 exons. Bases 126 to 815 code for a protein of 229 amino acids. Gene Ontology annotation, molecular function: 2 iron, 2 sulfur cluster binding. Gene Ontology annotation, cellular component: plasma membrane. The record is from RefSeq and is a predicted model, not a curated record.
UGUGGCUCUACUGGACAGUGCCUUAUCUGGUAAUUGAGUGACUCUGAUCAUCUUCUCCUAAUCUAUUAUUUCUACAAUACAAGAAUAACAUCAUCCACUUCCUCUAUACUAUCAAAAACAGUAACAUGGCUUCUUCUACUCUUUCUCCUGUAUCUCCUUCUCAGCUAUGCUCGAGCAAGAGCGGGCUGUCAUCGGUUUCACAAGCAUUGCUUGUGAAGCCCAUGAAGGUUAAUGGCCUUGGAUUGGGAAAGGACAAGAGGAUGAAAGUGAAAUGCAUGGCAACUAGCAUUCCUGCAGAUAAUGUGCCAGACAUGGAAAAGAGGAAGCUCAUGAAUUUGCUUCUAUUGGGUGCUCUUGCUCUCCCCACUGGUGGCAUGCUUGUACCUUAUGCUACUUUCUUUGCACCACCUGGCUCAGGAGGUGGUAGUGGUGGUACAGUUGCCAAAGAUGCAUUAGGUAAUGAUGUUGUUGUGACUGAAUGGCUCAAAACUCAUGCACCUGGCACCCGAACCCUCACACAAGGACUAAAGGGAGAUCCUACUUACCUUGUUGUGGAGAACGAUGGAACACUCGCGACCUAUGGCAUCAAUGCUGUGUGCACCCAUCUUGGUUGUGUCGUGCCGUGGAACACAGCUGAGAACAAGUUCAUUUGCCCCUGCCAUGGAUCCCAAUACAACAACCAAGGAAGAGUUGUUAGAGGACCUGCUCCUUUGUCCUUGGCAUUGGCUCAUGCAGACAUUGAUGAUGGGAAGGUGGUGUUUGUUCCAUGGGUUGAAACAGACUUCAGAACUGGUGAUGCUCCAUGGUGGGCUUAGAAUAUUCCAUCUAGCUUUAUUAUUACAGUAUAUAUAUUCUUGUAUCUUUGUUACUUAGAGCUUAUUCCCUCUUUCAGAAAGCCAAAAAAAAAAAAAUGUAACUAUUGAAACAUAAUCCUUGCAGUCCCAAAAUAACAUUUUUCGUUUGGGGUA